AUGCAGGUUCCUUUGAUUCGACUCCAGUGCGGAGUCAAUUCCUACGACUGGGGCAAGAAGGGCGCUGACUCGGUGGCCGCACAAUAUGCCUCGGCCACGCCCGCCGAAGGGUUCUCCAUCCAGGAGGACAAGCCGUACGCCGAGCUGUGGAUGGGCACGCACCCGUCCAACCCGUCCAAGGACGUCGAGACCGGCCGCGACCUGCUCGACCUCGUCCAGGACAACCAGGCGCUGCUGGGCAGUGCCAUCGCAGCCAAGUACAAGCAGAAGCUGCCCUUCCUCUUCAAGGUCCUGUCCGUCAACAAGGCGCUGUCCAUCCAGGCCCACCCCAACAAGAAGCUCGCCGAGCAGCUCCACGCCCGCGACCCCAAGAACUACCCCGACGACAACCACAAGCCCGAGAUGGCCAUUGCCAUUACGCCCUUUGAGGGCCUCUGCGGCUUCCGCCCGCUCGCCGAGAUUGCCCAUUUUCUGAAGGCGGUGCCGGCGCUGCGCCAGCUGGUCGGCGAGGACGUCGCGGCUGCCUUUGCGCAGACGGUCCAGGGCCACGAGACAGACGAGGCCCCCGACGCCGCGCACAAGAACAAGGCCGCGCUCAAGAGCCUGUUCUCGGCGCUCAUGUCCGCGUCCCCGUCGGCCCUCGCCGCCGCGACAACCAGCCUGCUGGCGGCCGUGGACAGCCCCCGCGCCGACGAGGAGUUUGCCGCGGGCGGCGUCGCGUCGUCGUCGGGCGCCACGCUCGCCAAGCUGAUCCAGCGGCUCUACGGCCAGUUCGGCGUCGACUACGGCCUGUUCAACCUCUUCUUCCUCAACUACGUCACCCUCCAGCCCGGCGAGGCCCUGUUCCUGUGCGCCGACGACAUCCACGCCUACAUCUCGGGCGACAUUGUCGAGUGCAUGGCCGCCUCCGACAACGUCGUGCGCGCCGGCUUCACGCCCAAGUUCAAGGACGUCGACACCCUGACGUCCAUGCUGACCUACAACUACGCCCCCAUCGACGAGCAGAAGAUGCACCCCGUCGACUACCCCUACGCCACGCUCAACCGCCCCGCCUACAGCUCCAACUCCGAGAGCGCCCUGUACGACCCGCCCAUUGAGGAGUUUAGCGUCGUGCGCACCGCCCUCAAGAGCAACGGCAGCAAGGCCACGCUCGACCCUCUCGACGGCCCCAGCAUCGUCAUCUGCACGGGCGGCCGCGGCACCAUCUCGGUCGGCCCCAAGGUCGAGCAGGUCGAGGAGGGGUACGUGUACUUUGUGGGCGCGACGGCGGAGGCCGUGCUGGAGGCCAAGAGCCUUCAUGACGGCGAAGAAUUUGUCACGUUCCUGGCUUUCUGCGAGGUCGACGGCGACGGGGAUGCUGCUGCUGCAAAUGGCGCCAAUGGUGCUUGA
Sporothrix brasiliensis 5110 is the source of this 1389-nucleotide messenger RNA. RefSeq names its product mannose-6-phosphate isomerase. The coding region runs from base 1 to 1389 and encodes 462 amino acids. The record is from RefSeq and is a predicted model, not a curated record. NCBI's taxonomy places the organism in Eukaryota, Fungi, Ascomycota, Sordariomycetes, Ophiostomatales, Ophiostomataceae. Gene Ontology annotation, molecular function: mannose-6-phosphate isomerase activity; zinc ion binding. The transcript has a single exon. Gene Ontology annotation, cellular component: cytosol. Gene Ontology annotation, biological process: GDP-mannose biosynthetic process; carbohydrate metabolic process.